Molecule: messenger RNA, 2367 nt
Organism: Caenorhabditis briggsae
Lineage: Eukaryota; Metazoa; Nematoda; Chromadorea; Rhabditida; Rhabditidae
Gene: Cbr-chtl-1
Product: Protein CBR-CHTL-1
Exons: 8
Coding region: 1-2367 (788 amino acids)
Biological process (GO): transmembrane transport
Cellular component (GO): membrane
Molecular function (GO): transmembrane transporter activity
Source: RefSeq, a predicted model, not a curated record
AUGGCUCGCAAGAAGCGUACGAUGCCCGCCGCCGAGGUGUACGAGAAAUCGGACAGUUUCGGACAGCUACCAUCAGCACCACCAAUAUCACCACAUCGAAUGGACCAUAUCUAUCCAGACAGUUACGGAUCACCACCACCACUUCAUCAAGCUUACCAUGUUCAGCCAGCACGUGCCAACUAUGUACCCGAUCAGAUUGCACGUUUCAACGUUAUUAAGCCGGAUCGGCUGGCGAAAAGACAUAAUCCACAGUUGUAUACUAAAAGAGGAUGUACGGAUGUCUUCUGCUGCUUCCUGUUCUUCGUUUUCCUCUGCGGAUGGGUUGUCGUUGCCAGCUUGGGUAUCAUGUGGGGAGAUCCGCAACGACUCAUCUAUCCAACCGACUCGGAAUUCAGACGAUGUGGUGUCGAUCAAGGAGGAUACUAUAACUUCAGGUACCUUCAGUUUUUUCAAAUUUUCACCAACAAAGACAUUUUCAGCAAGCGGCCAUAUCUGUUCUACUUCGAUCUCACCAAAUGUAUCUCAUAUGCGACGGCUCUCGGAGGAUGCCAAACGACUCAAAUUUGUGUGGAAGAGUGUCCGUCACAGUACUUUUCCUACCUCCAACUUCGAACAGCAUCUGCCGCAGAGAUUCAAAAUAAGAUGAAAAAUGUAGUUUAUUGCACUGACGAUGUUGAUAAGUCUACGGUCACCACUUUCGUUGCUCUCCAAAGUCUUGUACAGCGAGGAAAGUGUGUGUCCUAUACGGUCAAGUCUGUGCCUGUACUCCAACGAUGUUUCCCCGAGGCGAUUUUCAACGCCGUCGAUAAUGUAAACACUGUUCUCAAUAGUUCCAACUCGUUGGAUUACCUCAAGAGGACUUUUGGAGACGACGCAUUGAUCCCUCAAGACAUUCAAAUCACUGGCCAGAGCUCAGAAGUGAUGAAAUCAGUGGUCGAGGACCAACCUGUAACCCAUAAAGUGAUCCAUGACUUGUCUCAAACUUGGUGGCAAACCCUCAUUCUCAUCUUCGCAGCGGGAAUGCUGUCCUUCAUUUGGACAGUAAUCAUGAGACUUCUCGGGUCUCUUCUCAUAUGGCUCUCUAUCUUUCUUGUCCUUGGAGCACUUGGAUUUGGAGCUGGCUUCAGUUGGAUAAAGUGGAAUAAUUUGAAGGCAACUGGAGCAAUUGACGACUACUCAUUCCAUCCAGCAUUCGAUGCUUAUUUCGAGAUGCCAACAACAUGGUUCGUUGUUGCUAUCGCCACAUCCGUCUUGCUUGUCAUUUUCUUAUUGGUCAUUUUGUUCAUACGUCAGAGGAUCAGCAUUGCGUGUGCAUUGAUUUCAGAGUCCAGCAAAGCAAUCGGAAGCAUGAUGUCUACACUGGUCUUCCCUCUCUUCCCGUUCCUUUUACAUAUUGGAGUAUUUGCCUUAUGGGGAUCAAUUGCUAUCUGGUUAGCUUCUUCUGGACAAGAAAUCUGUCGCAUGAAAGAGACAAACGGACAAGUCUACAACACCUCUACCAAAUGUGACUGCAAUGCAAAGCUUGCCGGAUGCACCUAUGUUGGAAUCGAGAAGGAGAGCGAUACAAUCUUCUGGCUCCAAGUCUACAAUCUAUUCGCCUUCUUCUGGCUCUCUUGCUUCGUUACUGCUCUUGGAGACAUCGCUUUAGCAGGAGCGUUUGCAUCGUACUACUGGGCUCGCGAUAAACGUCAUGACGUGCCAACGUUCCCGGUGAUACGUGCUCUGAAUCGUGCCAUGAGAUACAAUCUUGGAUCCAUCGCGUUUGGUUCCCUCAUCAUUGCAAUUGUCAAAAUUAUUCGUGUGAUGCUGGAAUAUAUCGAUCACAAGCUUGGCAAGUCGGAGAACAAGGCCGUCAAGUGGUUCCUAAUGUGUCUCAAAUGCUGCUUCUGGUGUCUUGAAAUGUUCUUCAAGUUCCUGACCAAGAACGCGUAUAUUAUGAUUGCGAUUUAUGGAAAGAACUUCUUCUCGUCGGCAAAAGACUCAUUCCUGCUCAUCACUCGUAAUAUAGUCAGAACUGUGGUCGUCCACAAAGUGGCUGGAAUUCUUCUGUUCCUUGGAAAAGCGAUGAUCACUCUUGGAAUGGGCAUCCUCAGUUUCUACUACUUCUCUGGACGUUGGGUUGUCGAAGGAGUGCCAAAAGUCGAUCUCUACUACUACUUUGUGCCAAUCGUCAUUGUUGUCAUUGGAAGUUACUUCAUGGCCGACUUGUUCUUUGAUGUCUACGAAAUGGCCGUCGAUACUACUUUCAUUUGUUUCCUGGAGGACAGUGAACAAAAUGACGGAAGCCUUGAACGCCCUUACUUCAUGUCGCAGAAGCUACUGGAGAUUCUUGGCACCAAAAACGAAAUUCCUCUCCACACAAAAUGA